Juglans microcarpa x Juglans regia is the source of this 1107-nucleotide messenger RNA. RefSeq names its product fibrous sheath CABYR-binding protein-like. NCBI's taxonomy places the organism in Eukaryota, Viridiplantae, Streptophyta, Magnoliopsida, Fagales, Juglandaceae. The coding region runs from base 1 to 1107 and encodes 368 amino acids. The transcript has 5 exons. The record is from RefSeq and is a predicted model, not a curated record.
AUGGAGCAUCGGGAAAAACGUCUUGCCCCUUCCCCUUCCGAAGGGGACCGCCCUAAACAUCAGUGCACGGAGACGAAGGCAUCAACUCCCCCUACGUCCAUCCUUACCGAGGAAGUCCCAGUCACCUUGCCCUGCACCUCUAAACCCGAAGCUGCUCGGCGAAGGGGGAAAGGCUCUCAGCGAGUGGUUCUUGGAGGCAAGUCUAGCCGGGCUGCUCCCAGGGAUGACUUGGUUAGAGUCGCUCCUAGAGAUGGCUCCCACCGAGUUGUUCCUAAGGAUAGCUCUCUCCAUGCCGUGGAGAGAGCUGGCUGGUCCAUCCAGGAUGUCGGUCCUUCUAGAGGCCCUGCGGGGGAAGGAGAUGCAGAAGCUGCUGUUGCCUCCCUUUUUGCUUCGGCUUUUGAAGGCCUAGAGCCUUGGGGGUCAGCGCAGGCAUCGGGCUCCUUUACCUCUUUUGAGGAAGCUUUCCUUGAAGAAGAAGAAGAACUUUUGCACAAGCGGCCAACCUCCUUCGAGGAGAUGCUUGCUAAGUUCGACGCAUCUUUUGAAGGGUGCUUUCCUCGUUCCCCUAACUCUGCUCCCGAGCCCGCUAGCUCGGCUCAUUCUGGUGGCUCCCCGAUCCUCAUUCCUACAGCUCUACCUUUGGAGGAGGAAGUUCCAUCAGCUGCAGGGCCAGGAUUUCCUAAGGCUACGGAGCAGAGCCCUGAAGGGGUUGCCCCUAGGUCGGAGUCAGGCCCCUCGACAACCCCAGAACAAACUCUCCCUUCGGCGGAGAUCGCUCAGGAGCUCCAGGUUCCUCAAGCUAUACACUCCCCUCCACAACGAGGUGUUGCUAUAGUGGAGGUGGAGGACGAUCCUUCCCCGAGCAGCAGCCCCCUCUGCUCGGGCACUGUGGAGGGUGAGAACUCAGCCCAAGCCGAGGGUUCACCAAGCUCUCACUCUGCCCUUUUGCAGGAUCCCCCAAUUGAGAUUUCCUUUCUGAGUGAGGGGGAAAGCACUCCACCUCCCGCACAUCAAGAGGUUAUUCUACCUCUGAUGCCUGCCGAGCCAUCUUCUUCUUCCGAGCCAGGGGCAUCACAGGGUCCUGGGUCUGGUCAUGUCAAGGCCUGA